AUGUUCCCCACUCCUCGCACCCACUCCCCCCCCGCUGGAUUUGGAUCGGGGCGCGACGCCCCGACCCCGCCGCCCGACACCACACCACUGUCGUUCCCAUCACCGCCUCGCCGGAGCGCUCCCUCACCGGUCUGCCUCCCCAUACGCACGUCGUCGCCGUCGUCCUCCCCAAGCAACACUGCCACGAACCCUGCAUCUCGCCAUGAGCCUCGCUCCCUCCCUCUCCCUCGCGCGCUCGCGCUCGUCGCCGCAGCCCCCGCGCGCGCGCUCACCGCGCUCACUACAUCGGCCGCGCGCCCUGGCCGAAUCGCCCGCGGCACGGCCUCCUCUCCCCCCUCCCGCACUGUCCUGCGCGCUCGCCGCCCGCCCCGCACUGCUCCGCCCGCGCACGCCGCUCGGGGCCGCGCCCCGCGCCCCGCCCCUGUCCGUGCAUCGCCGUGCGCACCCCACGGCCACGCGAUGCGCCCGCCAACCUCCUCGCUCCGGCCACCACCCGCGGCCGCCUCCUCCCCUGCUGCUUGCUCGCCGCCGACCACCCCCCUGCUCGCCGCUGCUGCUCGCUGCGGGGCUCAGCCGCACCCCCGCGCGCCUGGUGCUGCUCCCCCGCCUCCCUGCCGCCCUAUCGCCGCAGCGCCGUCGGCCACCGCGGCCGCCCUGGACACCGGCCUCGCCUCGCCGCACUCUCUGCGGGCGAGCGCCCGUCCAGGCGCCCGCGCCCGCUAG
Messenger RNA from Aegilops tauschii subsp. strangulata, 723 nucleotides. The record is from RefSeq and is a predicted model, not a curated record. NCBI's taxonomy places the organism in Eukaryota, Viridiplantae, Streptophyta, Magnoliopsida, Poales, Poaceae.